CUUGUUUUCUUGUUUUCUGGAAGAGAAGUACAAAGAUGGGCAAACCGAUGACUCUCUUGGCGAUUUUAAUCUGCACCAACCUAGCUCUCGUUUCCUCUUGCCCGGACAUAUGCCGCUGCAAUUUAACAUCGAUGGACUGCGCUAAAACAUCCCUGCAAGUGUUGCCUUCGAGGAUUCCUAUCAAUAUAAAAAAAAUCCACAUGGAAAACAACCUGCUGGAUAAUGUCGACGGCCACCUGAAAAUCCAUGAAAAGUUACUCUAUCUUAACCUCAGCCAAAAUCGUUUUUCCCAUUUUCCAAAAGGUCUGCCUGGGAGCCUUAAAGUCAUUGACAUGUCCAACAAUCAAAUAUCGCAGAUCGAUUCAACCGCUGGUGCUGCUGACUUGAGAUCAAUUGAAGAGCUUUAUCUCGAUAACAACUUGCUCACCAAGAUUCCGAGUGGGUUCUUCAACAGGCUUUCGAAGCUGCGCUUGAUAACUCUGCAUGGAAACCCAUGGGCAUGCGAUUGUUCGCUUCGGUAUCUCCAGAACUGGCUCGGGAGCAAUCCCGGUGUUGUGCUCGAUGCGCCGGUGUGCAUUGAGCCACCGGAUUUCAGUGGAGUUAAACUUCUCUCCAUCCCUGCCCGGCGGCUGUGCUCGCCUAUGGCACAGAACGCCAAGCUGCCCGAUAACUCUGGGCCAAUGAUGCGGUCCUACCGUUCCAUGUACGACAAUAGAUUGACUGCGAACGGGACGAAUUCUACUGCCUCGCCCACAUCUCCUCCUUCGACCACUGUUGUGCCAACAACGAACCAACAAGCGGGUCCGCUGACGGCUGGCGAAAUCGCAGCCAUUGUCUUGGGUAUCUUGGGACUCUUGUCGAUUGCUGUAAUUGCUGUACUUUUUCUGGCUGCAAGAAAUGGAAUUGAAUUUUGACAGUGAUAAGUUUGUCAUGAGAUAAUGCCACAUUGCGUAUUAGUGUUCAGUACAAUGUGGUGGGAUGCAUUAUACAUAUAGAUUAAUAUUAUGUAGGUUUUGCAGUUGUGCUGGAAUGUUCCCCUAAUGUUUCUUUUUGGUUAUGCCACGUUCUUGUUUGGCACGAUGUUUUUGGUGAACCAGUAUCCGCUGAAUCUCCCAGCACACAGAGCAAUUUUAUCACACAUUGUGCCAAACAAAACGUAAUACGGAUAACCUGAAAACACAUUGGAGAGGCAUGUCACUUCACAAUAGGCUUGCAACUUUGUCAAAAACGCAAAUAUAUAACAAUUGUGUUCUUCAUAUAUCCAGUAUUAACACAGAUUUUAAAGAGAGGGUACUGCAUGACGUUGUUUGGCAAAAUUCCAUGAUUGAGCGCUGGGCAUAUGGAAGGAAAGCAGAGAUAUAUGGUUAAAGAUUAAAUCCAUACGAGAAGGUAACACUCAAAGCUUUGGAAAGCUAGAUUCAAGAAUCCAUUGCUGUACACUGACAUCCUCUGGACACCUUGUAGUCCAAACCUACAGCACCUGAUAUUUCCAGGCAGUAAAGUCCUAAACCAGGCAAAAUACCUGCUUAGCUUUUUUUAAUUAUAUAGGGAAAUCAUAGGCAAGGGUGAGAGCGUCAAACAGGAAUAGACGGGCUGUAUCUAUCUUGUUUAAAUGCCUCGGCUUCACACAACUGUUGGCCAUUGAAUGUCUUAAGUGCGUUAAUUACGUGGUUUACAAUGUUUAAAGAUUCAGUAUGUGGUCCGUUCACCGUUAUAGUUUUUUAAAUAUUUGACGCUCACUCCAUGUUAAAGGUCUAUAGCCAGGGGUCCCCAACCCCCGGGCCGCGGACCGGUCCGUGGCCUGUUAGGAACCGGGCCGCACAGCAGC
This is a messenger RNA of Petromyzon marinus (sea lamprey), 1828 nucleotides long. NCBI's taxonomy places the organism in Eukaryota, Metazoa, Chordata, Hyperoartia, Petromyzontiformes, Petromyzontidae. The record is from RefSeq and is a predicted model, not a curated record.